Molecule: messenger RNA, 1365 nt
Organism: Oryzias melastigma (Indian medaka)
Lineage: Eukaryota; Metazoa; Chordata; Actinopteri; Beloniformes; Adrianichthyidae
Product: cytochrome c oxidase assembly factor 7
Exons: 3
Coding region: 184-876 (230 amino acids)
Cellular component (GO): mitochondrial intermembrane space
Molecular function (GO): protein binding
Source: RefSeq, a predicted model, not a curated record
AAAGGAAGGUUAUGAAACAAGCGUGCAAGGGGGACGCGUUCAUGUGAGGGACGCUUCCACACAGCUUUCUACAGCUGAUUUAAGGUGAAGGUCAAGCUUUUGUUACACCUUUCUUCACCAAGGUGGUUGCAGAAGGGGUAGCCACCGUCUCAUAUGAUUAUAUAUCGGGCAGAAGUUUGAAGAAUGGCUGGACUGAUCAAUUUCGAGGACGAAAAGGAAGUGAAAGAGUUCUUGGAUAACUUAGGAGUGGAGUACAGUUUCCAGUGCUACAAAGAGAAGGAUCCUGAAGGGUGUCAAAGACUUGCUGAUUAUCUGGAAGGAGUGAAGAGAAACUAUGAGUCUGCAGCUCAAGUUCUCAAACACAACUGUGAGACGAAUGGACACGCAGAGAGCUGCUACAAACUGGGAGCCUACCAUGUGACGGGCAAAGGUGGUGUCACCGAGUGCCUGAAAACGGCCUACUCCUUCUUUAUCCGCUCCUGCGACUCUGGAGGAAAGAAGUCUGUCGACGCCUGUCACAACGUCGGCCUUUUAGCCCACGACGGGCGAGUGAUGGAAGAAGGGCCCGACCUCGCGACCGCUCAGAAGUACUACGCCAAGGCCUGCGAUGGGGGCUUUGCUCCCUCCUGCUUCAACCUCAGCACCUUGUUCAUUGAGGGCAAUUCCAAAGGGCUGCCACCAGACAUGACUCUAGCUUUAAAGUAUGCCAACAGAGCCUGCGAGCUCGGCCAUGUGUGGGGCUGCGCCAACGCAAGCCGAAUGUAUAGACUUGGGGAUGGCACCGAGAAGGAUGAAAAGAAAGCCGAGGAGCUGAAGAAUCGAGCGAGGGAGCUGCAUGGUUUAGAGAAAGAAAGACAACUUAAAUUUGGGGAGUGAUUUGAGAGCACUCGUUUAUUGAUCACGUGGUUAACACACAUGUUUGUUCUUGUUGCAUUGUAAAAAGAAAACUAAGACAUGUGGUUGAAAGAUUGGUGAUGAUAUUUUUUGAAUGAAUGAAUUGGUUUGAAUUCUGUUUUAAAGUCAAGAUUGUGAAAUCUUUGUUCAUCAUUACUGUGUAGAGCAUAAAUCUAUUUAAAUUGGGGUUUUAUUUGUUAUUUAUGGCUUAAGAAAAUCACAUAAAUUGAGUUCAUAGUUUUAAUUUUUAAGUCCUCUAACACUGACUUAUAGAGGAUAUGGUUCAUAGGUAAAGAUAAAUGCCAGAAAUCAAAUGGUUGCAUUUUUUACCAAUUCAAACAGGAUCAUGGAAAAGGCAAACAAAAAAAAUGUUAAAAAGGAUAUUUAAAAUGUUUAAUGUUCAAAGAAAAGGCUAAGGAAAGAAAUGACAGGAAAGUUUGGCUCAGUGGAGGAAAAAAAUAAAAAGCACUU